AUGACUGAAGAGGUACGCGUCAACGAAAGACCUUCUCUGGAGAACUUUAAGAAGGAUGCGGUACGGGCUAUAACCCGUGUUGACGAAGAUGUUAGGCAGGAAAAUGGUGAACAAUCUGUCAGAUCGCUGGAUGGGUAUGAGUUGCAGGGUGCUGAUGAGCAGGAAAACAUCGAGGUAUCUACUCAAGAUGAAGCCAAUAUUCAGCCCCCCCCUCAAUUGGUAGCCAAUGAAGAAAAUUCUGUAGCUAGUAUGCGUCCCGAAUCAGAUUUCAAUAGCAACCAGCUAGUAGAUGAAAGGAGAAACUCAAAAAUACCGGUUAAUCUAUCAAGCGUGAAAUCUACUAUUUUAUUUGUGAAGGCAACACUAGAGGAAAUACUGAAAAACAAGGCGAUGCAAAAGCAAAGUACCCGUGAAAAGUUGGUGGAAAAAACAGUAAAAAAGCUGAAUGAGACUAUUACCCAAUCAAAUGACGAACCGCAAUUUUUAGAUUCCCUGUUAGUAUUUGAAGCAUUGCGAGCAUGUUGCCGGACAAAAAUUCCUGAUGUUCAAGUCAGAGCGCUUGACUGUUUGUCAAAACUGUUUUCUUUCAAAGCCCUAGAUGAAUCUGUGUUGGUGAAUCCCCCUGAUUCCAUGGCAUCCAAUGAUCAAAAUGUUAUUAUGCAAAACAAUGGGAUUACACCACCGCCAAGGAUGAAAUUAGUGGAUGCUGCCAUGGAUACAAUAACGGAUUGUUUUGAUGGGGAGGCGACAGAUAGCAAGGUUGAGUUGCAAAUUGUCCGUGCCCUUGCAAAUUGUAUUUUAACCGACGAACCCACAAAUUCUUGUCAUGGAGCCACACUAUUGAAAGCCGUCCGGCAGAUCUACAACAUUUUUAUUUUGUCUCUAAGUCCAUCCAAUCAAGGUAUUGCUCAAGCAACUCUAACACAAAUUGUUAACUCUACGUUUGACAAGAUCAAUAUACCUUCUGUUAACCAGUCUUCCUUAGCACAAACGACCCCGAGAAAGAAUAGAGCGGACUCCACAACUUCAUCGUUAGGCAACGAUAAAUCUUUAACACUUAAAACCCUAGAACAUCUAAAUGAAGAGCAGGAUGCAUAUGAUGAGCCACAAGAUUCCUCUUCUCUAGAUGAGCAAAGUCUAUUGGCAAAAGAUGCCUUUUUAGUAUUUCGUGCCAUGGCGAUGCUUUCCGUAAAGCCACUUGAGGAUAACUUAGAUAUGCGCUCAUAUGCUGUAAGGUCUAAGCUGCUAUCGUUACAUAUUAUGCAUUCAAUUAUCAGGGAUCAUAUCGAUGUUUUUCUUUCACAUUCGGUUUUGCUACCUGGAAAACCAAGUAUUAGUCUUGUUGAUCGCAUAAAGCAAUACUUAUGUCUUGCACUUGCGAGAAAUGGAGCAUCGCCAAUCAUUCCAGUAUAUGAAAUAACAUUAGAGAUUAUGUGGUUAUUAAUCUCUAAUCUAAGAUCCGAGUUUAAAAGAGAGAUACCGGUUUUUUUAACAGAAAUAUAUUUCACUAUCUCUGACAUGAAGAGCUCUACCUCGCAUCAAAAAAAGUAUUUCCUAAAUGUACUUCAGCGGUUAUGCAAUGAUCCAAGGACUUUGAUUGAAUUCUAUUUGAAUUAUGAUUGUGAUACCAACAUGCCAAACAUAGUGGAGACGAUUGUGGAUUACUUAACAAGACUGGCACUUACGAAAGUUGAAAUAACUCCAUCCCAAAGAGCUUAUUAUGAUGAACAACUAAAGAAACCGUCAGCUACCUAUAAUACUUUACAGCUUCCUCUUUUGUCUAUCACAAAUGUUGGAUCGCUUGCUCAGAAUAACCACACAUCCCUAUUUCCAGUAGAGUUUGCUCUAAAGAUGACUUCACUAAAUUGUAUGGUUGCAAUAUUACGAUCGCUAAGUUCUUGGGCUCAUAAAGCACUUGGUACAUCGAUUUCUGCGAACUCCAAUAAUAGACUGUCUGUUGAUUCUACUAUUGAAGGCAGAAACUCCUCAACUUGCAGUUCUUUAAGUGCUGUAAAUAACAACGUUAAUUCUACAGAACAGGACAGCACUCAACCAUCUGAAGCAAGUGAAGAAGUUGAUAAUCCGGCUCAAUUUGAAAGUUUAAAGUUUAGGAAGACGGAAUUGCAAAAAUGUAUCCGUAUGUUUAACUUUAAGCCGAAACAUGGUAUAGAUGAAUUAUUGAAAAAGGGAUUUUUGAAAGAUAAGUCUCCGAAAACUAUAGCCCAAUGGCUCCUCUUAACUCCUGGCUUAGAUUUGGCCGCUGUUGGUGAUUAUUUAGGUGAAGGAUCAGAGGAGAAUAUUGCUGUCAUGCAUGCAUUUGUUAACGAGCUCGAUUUUACUAGUCUUUCAUUAGUUGAUGCUUUGAGAGUUUUUCUUCAGAGAUUUCGAUUGCCUGGAGAGGGUCAAAAGAUUGAUAGGUUCAUGUUGAAAUUUGCGGAGCGAUACGUGGAUCAAAAUCCUGGUUUGAUUGCGUCGCUAACUGCCUAUACGUUAUCUUAUUCGAUUAUUAUGUUGAAUACAGAUCUUCACUCAUCACAUAUCAAGAAUAAAAUGACGCUUGAAGAAUUUAUUGAUAACAACCGCGGUAUUGACAAUGGACAGGAUUUGCCAAAGGACUUUAUUAUCCAACUUUACAAUGAGAUUGCGGACAAUGAAAUCAAAUUACAAUCAGAGCAGCAUCAGGCUAUGAUUGCGGGUGGUAUCCAAAUGACACAACAAUCUGCGUUUGCUUUUUUUAGAGGUAAAGAUUUAGAGCGAGAAGCCUACAUGCAAGUUUCGAAAGAAAUCUCAUCUAAAACCGAGCUUGUAUUUAAGAAUUGGGAUAAGAGCAAAUCAAAUGAUAUGGUCUACUAUGCCGCUUCACAUGUUGAGCAUGUUCGUUCAAUAUUUGAAACACUGUGGAUGUCAUUUCUGGCCGCAUUGACACCGCCAUUUAAGGAAUAUGAUGAUGUGGAAACAACGAAUAUUUGCUUAGAAGGCUUAAAAAUUUCUAUAAAAAUAGCUGCUAAUUUCCGCAUUGAUUACGCAAGGACAUCAUUUAUUGGUGCAUUAACCCAGUUUACCAAUUUACAAAAUGUUCAGGAAUUACAACCCAAAAACGUCAACGCUAUAAUUGUACUAUUGGAAGUUGCACUAUCUGACGGUAACUAUUUUAGAAAUUCUUGGAGGGAUGUUUUAAUUAUUGUUUCUCAAGUCGAGAGACUUCAGUUGAUUUCCAAAGGAGUUGACGGUGAAUCUGUCCCAGAUGUAACUCAAGCAAGACUCGCAAAUCAUCGGAGCUCAUUCGAUUCAACAAGAUCUGCUUCUAUGUCAUUUUUUGAAAGAUGGACUAAAAAAUCAACGCCAAUUGAGCUUGCGCAAGAAAAGCAUCAUAACCAAACUCUUUCUCCAGAAAUAUAUCAAUAUAUUUCAUCCAGUAAGCUGGUUGUCUUGAUUGAUCGUAUAUUUACGAAUAGCGCGACACUUUCAGGACAAGCCAUCUUAGAUUUUAUCAAAGCAUUGACGCAGGUUUCUCGUGAAGAGAUAGAAUCUUCACAAGAUGCUGCUACUCCAAGAAUGUUUUCACUACAAAAAAUGAUUGACGUUUGUUACUAUAAUAUGGAUCGUAUUAGACUAGAAUGGUCACCUUUGUGGGCAGUUAUGGGUGAAGCAUUUAAUUGGACUGCAACAAAUUCCAAUUUAGCCGUUGUUUUUUUUGCGAUUGAUUCUUUACGUCAAUUGUCAAUCAGAUUUCUAGAUAUGGAGGAAUUGCCUGGUUUUGAGUUUCAAAACGAUUUCCUAAAACCAUUCCAGCACGUAGUUCAAAACACAACAAAUACCGAGGUGCAAGAGAUGUGUAUGGAGUGCUUCCGCAAUUUUAUCUUAACAAAAUCUGAAAAGAUAAAGUCGGGUUGGAAGCCAAUUCUAGAAUCAUUAAAGUAUUGCGCCCAAUCUUCAAAAGAAAGUAUAGUUGUGAAAGCUUAUCAACUAGUCACUGUUGAUGUCAUGAAAGAACACUUUGAAAGUGUGUUUGCUCAAGAAGAUGCAUUCGCGGAAUUAGUCUCAAUACUUGGUGAAAUUACGAAAAAUAAGAAGUUCCAGAAACUUUCACUUCAUGCUUUGAAGUCUUUAAAAAAGAUAUACGAAAAAGUUGCCGACAUAUGCCUGAAAUCACCCUCUGAAGAAUUGCUGCACGGCAAGGACAUCUUCAAUGAUGUAUGGUAUCCGCUACUAAAUACGUUUAAUGAUACAAUUAUGACUGCGGAAGAUCUCGAGGUUAGAUCCCGGGCAUUAAACUUUAUGUUUGACUUUUUGGUUGCUUAUGGAUCAGAUUUUGAUGAUGCAAUUUGGGAAAAUGUGUGCACGAAACUGUUGUUUCCAAUAUUCAAUAUUUUAUCAAAACAUUGGGAAGUUGACCAAUUUAAUAGCCAUGAUGACCUUAGUGUAUGGCUUUCGACAACUUUAAUACAGGCGUUAAGGAAUAUGGUUGCACUAUUCACGCAUUACUUCUCUUCACUAAAUAUGAUGUUAGAUGGCUUUUUACAGCUUUUGGUUUCUUGCAUAUGUCAAGAGAACGAUACAAUUGCUCGGAUUGGUCGUUCUUGUUUACAGCAAUUAAUAUUGCAGAACGCCACAAAGUUUAAAGAUCAACACUGGUCUCAGAUCACAGAUUCAUUCUCGAAGUUGUUCAAACAGACCACUGCGACGGAAUUAUUCGAUUGCGAUCCCAUUCAUAGGGGGAGAAAACCAUCUGCAACCGCUUCCUUCGUGACUGAAAUUACUGAACCUGCGGACGUGGAUAGAGAUGUGGAACGCGCACAGUGCGAGGAAAACAGCGAGGAUGUAGGCAACGCAAGUACUGAAAUUGAUAGACCGACAAGGCCUCUUGCUCGCACGAAGAGUAGCGAGGAUAGUCGCAAUCGCGUAGCUGUCAAGAAUGCAAUUGUUGUGAAGUGUGUGCUACAAUUACUAAUGAUAGAAUCACUAAGCGAACUGUUUGCCGACGAGAACUUUGCGAAUAAUAUACCUUUACUAGAGGCUGUGAAGCUUACUGACCUCCUUGAAACAUCUUACGAGUUUGCCCGAGAUUUCAAUGACGAUUAUGAUCUACGUAACAGGCUAGUUAACGCCCACAUUGUUGAAAAAGUACCAAACUUAAUGAAACAGGAAACCAACGCAGCAGCAGUCCUCAUCGACAUCCUUUUUAAGCUUUACUUGAAUGACGAAUCCAUCUCGAAUGCUAAAUCCAAGUUGCUCACUCGCCUAGUCACAAUAUGCACACAAAUAGUGCAAAGAUAUAUUGCGCUUGAAGAGGGCGCCAUGGAGCGCAUUAUAGUUAGCUGGCGUUUUGUUAUUGUUGAAAUACUGCUUGGUUAUUGUGAAUUCGACGAUAACGAUUUCCGAAAGCAUUCGCCCGCCAUGUACGCGCUUGUACUACAGGUUUUAGCGAAAGACUGCCCUCCGGACCUAAGGAAUGCAGUCAAAGUAUUCUUUAGCAGAGUCGGUGAGAUAUAUCUAUACCAAGGCAAGUGA
Molecule: messenger RNA, 5511 nt
Organism: Eremothecium sinecaudum
Lineage: Eukaryota; Fungi; Ascomycota; Saccharomycetes; Saccharomycetales; Saccharomycetaceae
Gene: SEC7
Product: Arf family guanine nucleotide exchange factor SEC7
Exons: 1
Coding region: 1-5511 (1836 amino acids)
Biological process (GO): regulation of ARF protein signal transduction
Molecular function (GO): guanyl-nucleotide exchange factor activity
Source: RefSeq, a predicted model, not a curated record